AUGCACUACCUCAACUUUCUCUACCCAGCGCUACUGGCCACCUCCAGCCUGGUCAGUGGCGCCGAAGCUCUUCGUUCUGCACCCAAAGUCAAGCUCUCAAGCGUGCAGAGCCUCACACUGCGCAAAGGCCUGCAAACCUCGCACCGGCGCGUCUCCGCCAUUCCACAGCUAAAAUGCAUCGGCGGUUCCGGAAAAGGCCUAUACGACAUCGACGUCAUGCGUUGCAAGAACUCCGGCUCUGAUUAUGACGACGAAAACAUCCAAUGGACAUGCACGGCCGCGCUGCCCCCCGAAUUUAAGCUCGGCUCCACAGACGUAAUCUGUGAGGGGUACGAUUACCCCGAGGACCCGUACAUCCUGAAGGGCAGCUGCGGUGUAGAAUACCGUCUGAUUUUGACAGAACAAGGCGAGGAGAAGUACGGAAAGAAGAAGAAAUGGUGGGGUGAUGAUGAGGGACAAGGAUAUCCCAAGACAAUGGGCGAAAAGGUUGCGAGCGCGUUGUUUUGGCUAGUCUUCAUUGGUGUUGCCGUAUUUAUUAUAUCUUCAGCUAUCCAAGGCUGGGCGGACAAUCGGGGUGCUGCUGGAGCGGCCGGCAACCGUCCUAGCUGGGGAGGAGGCGGAGGCGGCGGUGGUGGUGGUGGAGGAGGCGGAGGAUGGUGGGGCGGUGAUAACGAUCCGCCUCCGCCGUAUGAUUGGCGUCCUGAUUCGAACUACAACAAGCGAUCUUACGGGACAAAUGAAGGAUGGAGGCCCGGCUUCUGGUCUGGCGCUCUUGGUGGAGCCGCGGCGGGCUGGGCUGCCGGAAGAGCAGGCAAUCGGGGCAAUAAUCAACAGCACACUGGCUCUGGAUGGGGUGGCGGCCGGUCCGGUGGAUGGAAUCCCGGUGAGGGCAGCUCCCGGUCUUCAUCGGGAUCGUCUGGCUCUGGGAACUAUUCAUCGUCCAGGUAUGAAAGCACCGGCUUUGGAUCGACGUCUCGCAGAUAG
Messenger RNA from Trematosphaeria pertusa, 984 nucleotides. RefSeq names its product DUF1183-domain-containing protein. Lineage: Eukaryota; Fungi; Ascomycota; Dothideomycetes; Pleosporales; Trematosphaeriaceae. Bases 1 to 984 code for a protein of 327 amino acids. The record is from RefSeq and is a predicted model, not a curated record. Gene Ontology annotation, biological process: regulation of store-operated calcium entry. The transcript is spliced from 2 exons. Gene Ontology annotation, cellular component: endoplasmic reticulum membrane.